Lucilia sericata (common green bottle fly) is the source of this 5469-nucleotide messenger RNA. RefSeq names its product ankyrin-3-like. Gene Ontology annotation, biological process: signal transduction. The record is from RefSeq and is a predicted model, not a curated record. Gene Ontology annotation, molecular function: protein binding. Lineage: Eukaryota; Metazoa; Arthropoda; Insecta; Diptera; Calliphoridae.
UCAGAAUGAUGCUACAAUAUCAUUUUUAAGAGCUGCUCGCAGUGGCGAACUAAGUAAAGUGGUGGAGUUCUUAGAGAGUGGCCAAAUUACAGAUAUCAAUACCUGCAAUGCUAAUGGCUUAAAUGCGUUACAUUUGGCAGCCAAGGAUGGUUACAUUGAUAUAGUAGCUGAGCUUUUGAGACGAGGUAUACGGGUCGAUAAUGCUACGAAAAAAGGAAACACGGCGUUGCAUAUAGCGUCGUUAGCUGGUCAAAAGGAAGUUAUAAAAUUACUCAUUCAGUACAAUGCGAAUGUUAAUAUUCAAUCAUUGAAUGGCUUUACGCCACUCUAUAUGGCCGCUCAAGAAAAUCAUGAUGCAUGUGUAAGAUUUUUACUUUCUAAGGGGGCAAAUCCUUCAUUGGCAACCGAAGAUGGCUUUACACCUCUGGCAGUAGCCAUGCAACAAGGUCAUGACAAAGUUGUGGCGGUAUUGCUGGAAAGUGAUGUUCGUGGCAAAGUUCGUUUACCUGCUUUACACAUUGCAGCCAAGAAAAAUGAUGUAACGGCGGCAAACAUGUUGCUACAACAUGAAUCUAAUCCCGACAUUGUGUCCAAGUCGGGAUUUACGCCACUGCAUAUUGCUGCGCAUUACGGCAAUGUGGAUGUUGCCAAAUUGUUAAUAGAGCGUGGAGCGGAUGUAAAUUUUACGGCUAAACAUAAUAUUACGCCCCUUCACGUUGCAUGCAAAUGGGGAAAGACAAAUAUAAUGAAACUGCUGCUUGAGGAAAACGCACGCAUAGAUGCUACAACUCGCGACGGCCUUACUCCGUUACAUUGUGCCGCCCGUUCAGGCCAUGUAGAAGUUCUUGAAAUUUUGCUCGAUCAUCAAGCUCCGAUAAUGUCUAAAACUAAAAACGGAUUGGCGGCUCUACAUAUGGCUGCUCAGGGGGAACACGACAAUGCAGCUCGCAUUCUCCUCGAACAUAAUGCGCCAGUAGAUGAAGUAACUGUGGAUUAUCUGACCGCUUUGCAUGUAGCUGCCCAUUGUGGUCACGUACGUGUGGCUAAACUGUUAUUGGAUUCCAAAGCUGAUCCAAAUGCCCGAGCCUUAAAUGGUUUCACACCGCUACACAUUGCCUGCAAAAAAAAUCGAAUAAAGAUUGUGGAAUUGUUGUUAAAGCAUGGCGGAAACAUCAGUGCCACAACUGAGUCUGGACUUACACCUUUGCAUGUGGCUAGUUUCAUGGGCUGCAUGAAUAUUGUUAUAUACUUGUUGCAACAUGACGCGAAUCCCGACGCCCCUACAGUACGUGGCGAGACACCCCUACAUUUAGCCGCUCGAGCCAACCAAACCGACAUCAUUCGGAUUUUAUUGCGCAAUGGAGGUCAAGUAGAUGUUCGUGCUCGCGAAGGCCAAACCCCGUUGCAUGUGGCUUCACGCCUUGGUAAUAUUGACAUUAUAAUGUUAAUGUUGCAGCAUGGCGCAGACGUUGAUGCAACUACUAAAGACAAUUACACGCCUCUUCACAUUGCUGCCAAAGAGGGCCAAGAGGAAGUGGCACAGAUUUUAAUCGAAAAUAAUGCCAAAUUAGAUGCUGUUACUAAAAAAGGCUUCUCUCCCUUACACCUGGCUGCCAAGUACGGAAAAGAAAAAGUAGUUGUUUUUCUUUUGCAAAAAAACGUGAAUGUUAAUUGCCAAGGUCGCAAUGAUGUGACUCCUCUGCACGUAGCAGCUCACUACGAUCAUCCCCGUGUGGUUCAGCUUCUAUUAGAAAACGGAGCAUCGCCUUCAUUGAGUGCCCGAAAUGGACAUAGUCCUUUACAUAUCGCCGCCAAGAAAAAUCAAAUGGACAUAGCUCAAUCAUUGUUACAACAUGGUGCAGAAGUUAAUUUUCGAAGUAAAUCCGGGUUUUCACCAAUACAUUUGGCCGCACAAGAGGGACACAUUGAAAUGGUGCAAUUGUUACUGGAGCACGGAGUGGACGCAAAUGUUGCAGCUAAAAAUGGUUUAACACCUCUGCAUUUGGCCGCUCAAGAAGACAAGACGGAAGUGGCACGCUUGCUCUUACAACAUAACGCCGAUAUAUCUGAGCGUACAAAAAGUGGUUACUCGCCAUUGCAUUUUGCCGCCCAUUAUGGUCAAAUUAAUAUGGUCAAAUUUCUAUUAGAAAAUGAUGCCAAUAUAGAAAUGUCAACUAAUGUCGGCUACACACCGUUGCACCAAGCAGCACAACAGGGCCACACCAUGAUUAUAAAUUUGCUAUUACGACACAAAGCUAACCCUAAUGCUGUUACAAAUAACGGCCAAACCGCAUUAAGCAUUGCAAAUAGUUUGGGUUACGUUACGGCUGUGGAAACUCUAAAAGUUGUUACUGAAACAUCAAUCACCAAUAGUUUUACGGGUGUGUUGGAGGAGAAAAAAUAUAAAGUUGUUGCGCCAGAGUUAAUGCACGGCUUUCUCUCUGAUUCCGAAGACGAAGGUGGCGACGAGCAUCUGGAUCAUCAUCAAUAUAAAUACAUGGCUACCGAUGAUUUAAAAGCCUCGAAUGACCAGGACCAUCAAAAUUAUGAUACUACCAUUACCACGGAACAAGAUCAUGUAGAUAAUGCUAGUUAUCCUAUGAGGGACCCAAAUAAAGGAGAAGUCAAUGAAUGCGUUCAAGCUUCUCAACAAUAUGCUCUUAAAUCCGACAAUGUGUCUAUUACAAAGCCACCAGUGCAUUUAGGAUUCUUAGUUUCAUUUAUGGUUGAUGCUCGUGGUGGUUCCAUGCGAGGUUGUCGUCAUAGUGGUGUACGUAUUAUUGUACCUCCAAAAUCAUGUGCCCAGCCAACACGUAUUACAUGUCGCUAUGUAAAACCGAACCGUGUACAUUAUCCACCCCCACUAAUGGAGGGCGAGGCCCUAAUUAGUAGAAUUUUAGAACUUUCGCCUGUGGAGGCGAAAUUUUUGGGGCCGGUGAUAUUAGAAGUUCCACAUUUUGGAUCGCUGCGUGAUAAAGAACGUGAAAUUAUAAUUUUGCGCUCUGAUAAUGGUGAAAGCUGGCGAGAACACACUCUUUAUGAAAAGGAAGAGUCGGUGCUCGAGGCACUUCAGGAGACAAUGGAAGCAGAAUUGAGUCCUUUAGAGGACUUGCGCACAAAUCGUAUUAUUCGUAUUGUAACGCGGAAUUUUCCACACUUCUUUGCUGUAGUGUCUCGUAUACGGCAGGAGGUACAUGCUAUAGGUUCUGAUGGUGGUACUGUAUCAUCACAAGCCGUUCCCCAGGUUCAGGCAAUAUUUCCGCCAAAUGCAUUGACGAAGAAAAUUCGAGUCGGUCUUCAGGCACAGCCAGUUGACUUGAACGGUUGCUGCAAAUUGCUUGGCCAAGGUGUGGCUGUGUCGCCAGUUGUGACGGUUGAACCGCGUCGCCGUAAGUUCCAUAAAGCCAUCACACUUAGCAUACCGGCACCGAAAGCUUGUACCCAAGGUAUGGUGAAUUCGCCCUACACUGGUAACGCUCCUACGUUACGUCUCCUAUGCUCCAUUACUGGAGGACAGAAUCGAGCUAUUUGGGAAGAUGUUACCGGUUCAACGCCUCUAGCAUUUGUAAAGGACAGCGUGACAUUUACCACCACUGUUUCAGCUCGCUUCUGGCUGAUGGAUUGUCGUAAUAUCGCCGAAGCCAGUCGCAUGGCCUCGGAACUUUACUCUUAUAUGGCGCUUGUACCAUUCCGUGCCAAAUUUGUGGUGUUUGCCAAACGCAUUUCCCCAAAUGAAGCCAAACUUUCAAUAUUUUGUAUGACGGACGAUAAGGAAGAUAAAACUUUAGAACACCAAGACAACUUCACUGAGGUGGCUAAAAGUCGUGAUGUUGAGGUCUUGGAGGAUCAGGAUAUUUUCUUGGAAUUUGGAGGUAAUCUUGUACCUGUACUCAAAACUGGUGAACAACUUAGUCUUAAGUUCCAAGCCUUCCGCGAAAAUCGGCUUUCCUUUAUGGUGCACGUUAAAAAUCCAGACGAAUCGUUUGCACGCAUAAGCUUUAUGAAUGAGCCGAAAACCGGACAGGGUGAAGCUCCAAAACAACCAAUUUGCACACUUAACAUUUCUCUUCAGGACUCUGGAGUUGAUUUGGCUUCCAGUAAAGAAAACGUUGCUGCUGGUAGCCAGCGUAGCAUCAACAGUAUUAACUUUGUAGACCGAGGUCUCAAUCAGCGCGAUCAGAUCAAUGCCGAAUACAUGAAAAAGUACCAUGAACGUGAAAUUCAACAACAGAACGGCGAAUCGCAAAUUGAAAAAAUCCCAAACGAAACAAUUCACAAGGCUGACAUGCAUCUGUCGCACAUAUGUCAAUUGCUAGAGGACGACUGGAUGCCAUUGGCCAAAGAAUUGGGUGUACCCGAGACCGACAUCGAGCUAAUCAAUGCUGAGUAUGCGGACAAAAGUCAAAAUCAGCGUGCAAUGGUUAUGUUACGUCUGUGGUUGCGUCUGCAGGGCAACGAUGCCACUGGCAACAAAUUACAGCAGGCUCUUAAAAGGAUUCGUCGUGACGACAUCGUUAAUAUAUGCAUUGAUAAUGUUGAGCCCGUCACCGACGAUAUAGAAAGAACAAAAGCCAAAAAACAACUAUUUCAGGAUGGACUCGAGGGCAUCACUGAUGUCAUCAAUGAAGUUGCAUUAACGGCCCAACCAACAAGCAAAGCUGCAGCUGUUGAAGUUACAAAAAUUCCAAUAAUUAAAGAAAAAGUUGUUAAAAAAACAUUAACGACAAUUCUUCCAAAUGAUCAGACGAACGAAAUACAACAACAAUUAUUACAUCAACAAAUAGAUGAAGUGAAGAAUGUAACACCUCCUAAAACUGAUAUUGUCAGCGAUAUGAAUUUAACUAGUGAAGGUGAUGAAAAUUCGGUACAACAAAUUAGGGACUGUGACAUUGAUACAAUAAGACGCAUAGCCGAGAAACACACUAUUCAAGUGCUAGAAGAAGCCCAACAAAAUAUUACUAAUAAGGAUAUGUUGCAAGAACUUCAAGCCAAAAUACCAGAAAGUGUUGAUCAACUUUCCGAUAGUAAACAGACGAGUGUCGUCAUGAAAACUAGUGACGAUGGCAAUGCUGUUACAACAACCAUCAUGACAGUGGAGAAAUUCAAGAGUGACCCUGUAGAAAUUUCACCCAAGAAUAAUAAGCAACUGAUGUUUUCGCAACCUGAAGAUCAGUUACUGGCUGCAAGUGUAGACGCUCUACAAACUGGAAACAAUGUUAUUUCCAUUACACAGUCGCUUUUAAGUGAAGAAACUGGCAAUGGUAUAAAAAAUGAAAUUGAGCACGAUGAUUCUAAACUGAACAAUGGUGAUAUAGUGGGAAAUCAAAACGGAAAAAAAUCCGCUUAAAACGAAAUAAUUUGAUUAUCUUUUCAAAAAAACUGAAUACAUAUUUAUUUAUGUGUACAAUUAAACGUCUAUUUAUGAAUUGUUCAAAUAAAAUGCAAAAAAAUAUAUUUAUAUUUAUCAUA